GAUAGCAGCGACAAAUAUGGAUCUAGGCAUUAUAAUAGAACUGCAUCUGCAGCUGUUUUAGCACUUUGCUGCAUAGCCAUGUCCAUUCAAAUAAACUGGCUGUUUCUAUCAUACAAAGGAAAAAGAUUGCAUAUUCGAGAGAAUACAUUUCAUUUUGUACAAGUUUUCGUUCACAUUUGCGGCAUACUCAAAGAAUGCAUAAUAGGCAUUUUUGUGGCCUUGGAUUUUAACGAAUGCAACUUGCCCGGGGCUUUUAUGUGGAGGAAAUAUUUGCCAUUUUGCAGGUUGAGUAUGGCAUACCUUUGUUUGAUUGGAAUCUUUAGGAUGAUGAAAAUUACUCAACCAUAUAGACGGAUUCCCUGGUGGGUAAUUUGUGUCAUGUCAGUCAUAGUAUGGCUAUACUGUGGAAUACUUGUCAUAAUACCAGAUAACAAGGACCUUGUUUGGGUGGACAAUGUUGCUGACACAUGCUGUUUUGGUCUCACGGUAAUUGAACAUUCUAAGAUGAUAUUUUCGUUAAAGAAGAAGAUUUUUACUGUACAUAUUCAGCCUAAUGUCAAUAGCAGACAAAAUAAGCCAAGCAUGCAGACACCAGUUGAUGUAUUCCAAAUAUGUAAACUUCAUAAUACGCAUGGCUGUCAGACAGAAUCAAAUGUACAAGCUGAUACACAAACUCACAUCGUUAAGUUCCAUGUUUGUAAGCCUGAUAACACGCAUGGCCGUCAGACACCGCCAAACAUACCAGAUGAUAUGUUUCAAAUUUGUAAGCUUGAUAACA
This is a messenger RNA of Owenia fusiformis, 778 nucleotides long. Lineage: Eukaryota; Metazoa; Annelida; Polychaeta; Sabellida; Oweniidae. The record is from the annotation of a GenBank genome assembly.